GGGGGGGGUGUUCAGUGGAAGUCGUACGGGGUAAAAGUGUCUACUCUGCUACGCGCUACACGUAAAUACUAAUAGAAAACGUGGGGGAGGAACUUUCCAGAAGCUCCGAACGUGUGCGGCUCGGUUGCCAUGGCGACGCCGCGCCUGGUUCUCGUGCCUCCCGAUCCCCCCCCAAGGCUCCGUCUCGCGCCCUUUUCCUCACGAAGAAGUGCCGCACGUGGGGCCGCGGGUCCGGGGGGGGGCAAGGGGGUUCGGCGAGCUCCGCGUGUCGCGAACCAACCUGAUCUCGUCCCGCCGGUCGCGAGCGCGAAAAUGAAAGUGCGCUACCUCCUCCCCCCGCCCCCCAGCAGCGCGCUUGCUUCCGUCCUCGAGCCUUUCGCUCCUCCCCCACCUCCGAUCGACCCUCGCUCCGUUUGCCCCCCCGCAUCGCAUCGGCGCGAGCGGAGCGCGUGAAGACCGGCGGCGGCGUCUGACCGGCGCAACUGAACCUCCGACUCGAGGACCGCGAGCGCGUGACGGUGAGCGCUUUGAACCGGGAACCAGAGCCGCGGCUGGGUAGGCUCCUCGUGGUUGAUGUCAUCUGACCUUUGACCUUUGGGCCUCAUGCCUUCUAACAAGAGCAGGAAAUCGAGGGAGAGCUUGGGGGUCGUCUGCCAGGACUGCGGCGUCUCCUUCCGCCAACUGAAGCUCUACAAGCAACAUGCGAGGAGUGUGGAGCACAAGCAGCGACUGGAAACCUUGUUCGCGGCCGCGCCCCCCACCGGUCCAGUGCUCCUCCCCCACAUUGUGGUGCGCAUCAGGGCGGAGACCUCCGGGAUGGAGGAAGCUCCCCUCGGCCUCCACCUGGUCACCAUGUGCUACAGUUCGGGGAUCUCGGCUGAUCCCUUCUACCUGUGUCACAGCUGUCGGGAGAGAUGUUCCAACAACCUCAUCGUGAGGCACCUGAGCUCCGCGGAGCACCGCUUCUCCUACUUCGCCUCGGCGAAGCCGUAUCUGCUGACCUUCGGCUGGACUCCCCGGCCCGACCCGACGGCGGCGCUGAAGCCCGGCGUGGUCCUCAUGAAGAAGGACACGGGGCCCCUCAUGGUGACUCGACUCGGCGACGGGGGGGGGGGAAGAGCGGCCGUAAAAGACGUUGCCGCGCCAACGUGGCUCACGCUCUCUUUCUUUCAGAUACUGGAUGUGCCGAAGAAGCUGUUUGAGAGCAUGAGGAAGAGUCCCUAUUUUCAGAUUGUGAAGGACAUCUUGAGACAGAGGUUACCGGAGAAGCUCCAAGUGGAGAAGAGGCCCAGGGUCACGCUCAGGGACUUCGCUGAGCGUGAGAAGAGGACCCACCCCCUGCUCGGCCUCGGCUUCCUCGUGGAGUACGGCGAUGCCGCGCGCACCUGGCUCUGCGGCUACCUGUGUCUCCUGUGCGGCAGGAAGUUGCACCAGAACGAAGCGAUUGCACACCUCCUCGGGUUCGAGCACGUCUUCGCGGCCCUCAACCGGACGCUGCCCGGCUCCGUGGGCCACAAGGACCUGUUCCGACAGAGGGUCUCCCAGGAUUCCUCCCUGCUGCUGGAUCUGGCGCGGCAGGCGGCGCUGGCGGACAGCGCCCGGGAGCUCCAGGAGGUCAAGCUGGAUCCCGAGGACUUCGAGAAGGUCGACUCCUUGAGUUUCGAGAACGCCCUGGCGAAGCUGCAGGCCGUCUCGGGAGAGUGCGGCGAGAGCGCCCCCCGGCUGUCCGGAACCCCCGCGCCCGAACGGGCCCUGGUUCCCGGGGCAGAGGUGGGAGUCGAACCCGUGACGGAGCCCAAGAGCGCACCCACGGAGCGGGUUGGUGACGGUGUCGAUCGGGCGCCCGCUGGAGAUGAAGCGGUUGCCCCGCGGUCGAGCUCAGAGUCGCUGCUGGACGAGGACGAGCAGGAACUGCGGCGCUUCAUUGCGACGCCCCACAGGGUCGAACCCGUGGUCGGAGUGGGUGCCGUGCUGCGGUGCUGUGCCGAAAGUCGAACGCCGGUCUACGUGUGCAGGGCCUGCUGCGUGAAGAUGCCGCGGUCGACCGUGGUCGUUCACCUGUCGGGCUGCGAACACCGCUACCUCUACCUGAGGUGGCAGCACCCAGAGCUGCUGCGCCGCUACAAGUCCCAGAACCAGACCCAGGAGCUGGAGCUGAUGGCUGCGACCCUGAGGACCGCGGCGCAGGAGCUGGAGCAACUUGAGGGCUGUGGUGAAGUGCAGGUCCUGGAGCUGGACGCUGCUGCGUACGAAGACAUGCUUUCGAAGUCGCUCCCUGACGCCCUGGACACGCUACAGACGAGCUGGAGGGAAAGGUACGGGAACCAGAGCGAAGCCCCGUCCCUGCUGAACCCAGAGCGCGUGCUGGUUGCAGUCAAAGAGGAGAUGGUCGAGUGCAGCCUGUGUCCCGAAGAGCCCCGGCAGCUUCCGGAAGGUUCCGAGAUGGACUACGCCGGAGUCGGGCCCCACCCCCACCCCCCCUUUUCCGGAACAAACCCGGAGCGGAAAGACCCCAGCGUGGAGGCUACGGGAACACCUGUCCCCGAACCCACGUGUGCCCUGGACAAGAGGGGAGGCUCUGAAAUCCCAAGUCAGGCGUACAGAGCUCUGUGGAACCACCUGAAGAGCAAGUUGAGACGGCAGCCUGUUGUGGGCCUGAGGACCGUGGUGGAAUACCACGAGGACGGCGAGACGCCCUACUUCACGUGUGAGACGUGCAGCUUCAAGGUGCCUCAGGGCUUCGUCGUCGGCCACCUGAUCAGCGCCGAGCAUCGAUACAAAUACAUUAAAGCUCAGCACCCCAGGCUCCUCAACGGCUGGAAGGAGGAUCCCGACCUCACCGAGUACGAAGACGUCCUCGCGGCCAAAGCCAAGUUCCUGGAGUUGGCGGAGGGUUUGGGCCAAAUCCAGAUCAUGAGAAGGGGGAAGAACGGGUUCGAGCCAGUGCUGCUGCAGCCGACCGGAAGGGUAAAAGAGGAGCCUGAUGUGUUGAGUCCGGCAUCAUGCACCAUGGGGGAGAGCAAAGAGUGCGUGAAAGGAGAGUGCGGGGGAAGCCUGGUCGCCCCCCCAGCGGACGCGCUGGAUCCCGUCGGUGCAGCGGGUUCCACUGGGACGCUGUGUGUGAAGCAGACUCCAUGUCCAUCUUCCAAGGUGCUCUGGGAUUUCCUGAAGAGUCCCAAUAGGACGGAACCCGUAGUUGGUCUGAGCCUCAUGAUGCAGGUCUUCACCGAGGAUCAGCCCCCCCGCUACGUGUGUGAGCCGUGUCAGUUAAAGAUGUCCAAGGGCUUCAUCAUCAGCCACAUCAUCGGCGCCAGCCACCGUGUCGCCUACGUGAAGUCUCGGCACCCCGACCUCCUGGGAACGGCUGCGGCCCACAGCUCCGCGCGGCUGAAGGAGGCGAAGAUGAAGGCGGCGGCCAAGAGCUUGGAGCUCGCCGAGGGACCCGGCGAGAUGAAGAUCCUGAAGGUGGACCAGGAUGCGUACAAAGCUGUGGUCUCGGCUUCUUCUCGAGAAGCCAUCAAGCUGCUGCGAGCCAUUUGGGACCGGCAGAGCGGGUCGGGGUCGGCACCAGCACCGAGAGAGCGGCGGGAGCAGACGGAUUCUGUGACCGGGACACCCCUCCCUGGACCCGCAGCACCGGCCAAGCAGGCUGCUCCGCAAACAUCUACUCCGGGUUCCAGAAACGAGGAUCCCUCAGCAGAUGCGUGGCCUUACUGCGCUCCUCGCGCCAAGGCUCCUCGCUCCAUCUUCACCUCCAAGUACUCCUACCAGAAGCUGACCACCGCUCUCGGUCUGAGCGCUGUCGUCGAGUGCCAGCCUGCAAAGGGCUGUCCUUUCUACGUCUGCAAGCCCUGCUUGACGAAACUUGUCCAGGGAGAGAUCUUCAACCAUGUCAACAGCACGCGUCACCGCCUCGCUUACAUUAAAGAGCGACACUCGGCUCUCUUGACGAGCCAGGCGCCGUCCGCGGAUCGCUUCUGCACCCAGAGGCUGCUGAAGACCGAGGGUCCGGGAAGCAUCUUGGUCAUGAGACUGGACUUCGAGGACUAUCGGAGAGUGCACAGGAUGGCAGCGAAAGAAGCCCUGGAUGAGCUGUUGCUGAUCUGGAAAAAGCGGUUCCAGAGUGACCGUCAGCCUGGUGUGACCCCAGAGACUAUACAGGCAGAAAAGGAGACUCUGAUCCCGACCCCACAACCACCCAUACGAGAUGUGACCGACAAGGCGCCAGCUGGGGAGCCGACCCAAACGCCUCCUGAAAAAAAUCCGAUAGACCCUCAAGCUGUAAGGGAUCCGAGCCCGUCUGUACAUGUCGAGGGUCUGACCCUAAACCUGCCUGUAGCCGAGUACGUUUCGCCGGACGUACCCGAGGAACCGGGACCGAAGGCAGGUAGCGAGUCUCGCCGGAGGAGGGCGACGCUGCCGCCCCCAGCGCUGGACCCCCAGACCUUGCGGAGAAAGGGCGAGGGAGUCGAUGGGGAUGGGGCUGUAACCCGUACCGCGUGCAGAGAGCCACCAGCGGUGCGGGGCAGGAUUGCGAUGUCAUCGGGUGCAGGUGAUGCGCUGCGUGGCUUGUCGCCACCAGGUGGAGCGGCGGACGAGAGUCACCUGGCCAAGUUCCUGCUGCCGUUCCUGAGCACCAGGGAGGAGCCAGUCAUCGGUCUCAGCAAAGUGCUGGAGUGCCGCAGCUUCAAACAGCCCACCCUGUACCUGUGCCUGUGCUGCGAGGAGAAGGUGGACCACGUGAACAUCUGCAGACACGUCACCGGGAGGCGCCAUCGCUACUGCUGCAUAAAAUCGGAGCACCCCCACCUGCUCCAGAGCCUGGGCAACAGUCCUGAUGCGGACGGUCAGGCCGGACUGCUCGUGAAGCUCGCUGAGGUUGUGGAGUGCCGGGAGGGGAGGGGCCGGGCCCAGGUGCUGAAGUUGGACCCGCUGCUGUACCGGGAGGUGGUGACAGCCGAGUUUCAGACUGCCCUGGAAAAGCUGGAUGUGAGCAGAGCUCACACACAACGAGGAGUGUGUGUCCUGUGGAGAUCCUCAGCGCCGCUCAGCGGAGAUGUUCCUCCGGAGCCUGCAGGAGACCCUCAGACUGUGGAGGAGAUCUCGGCUCAGAGCCCAGAGGAACCAGCAGAAGGAGGAAGAGGAGGAGAAGGUGCUCACUGGUGUGAAGGAGCAGCGCUGUGCGAGCGAGAGGACACGGACGCGGCGAUGGGCCGGAGGGACCGCGCUCCGGUGCGGGGGCUGGAAGAACAGGUGGCCGCUCUGGGGGAGGAGUCGGCCGUCGUGGGCUUGCAGGCCGUGAUCGAGUGCCGGUGCGCGGAUGCCGAGUCGCGACCCUACAUCUACCUGUGCCAGGCGUGCUCGCUGAAGCUGGAGGAGGACUCGGUCCUGGAGCACGUUUGCAGCUCCCUGCACCUGUACCAUUACAUCUCGUCGUGGAGAUCCUGGGUGCUGGAGGCCGAGAAGAAGGCGAAGAAGCCUCUGUUUGGCAUCAGCGAGCUGCUCAAGGCGGCUGCAGCGCGGAUCAGGAGGAGCGAGGGCUGCGGGAGGCUCCAGGUGGUGCAGCUACCAGAGGGAGCUUUCGGCACGGUGGCGGAGAGCAGCUAUGAGCUCUGUAUGACUCUGGUGAAGGCGGGCAGCACUUCGGGAACGCUGGGUGAUCCCGCCCCCAGCGAGGUGGAACCAGGAGCCCAGGCUGCAGGACCCUCGGCGAGAGGCCCGGGCGGCUCGGGGUGCGACGACGAUCCCAGGGCCGUCGCGGCCCCUCGUCCUGCCGAGCCCCACCCCCCGAAGGGGGACUCCGAAGGCUCCCUGCUCUCGGCCAGAUGUUCGGACCAGAUCCCGGUCGCUUCCGCGUCGGCCGGCCGGGACCUUUGGACCGCAGCCUCAGGUGGCUCGAGCAUCUCAUGUGGUAACCAUGACAACUUGUCCCUCACAUUAGCUGGGUCCAGGUGUCGUGCAGGGGAUGGUACGCCCUCCAGCGAGGUGGAAAUUGUGGAACGUGUCUCCGGAGCUCACGGGCGGACCGUCAUCCCACAUGGUGUUCCUCCCGAAGACCGACAGACGAUCCGCGAUCAGAUCUUGGAGCUGAUUCUCCGUAAAGAGAUGAUCGACAAAGAGCUAAAGCUGUCGGGGGACCCCCAGGGGCCACAUGGUGUAAGAGCAGCAGAGAUGGCGCACUCCGGCAACAGGACCGCGGAGGACGGUCCACCAAGCGUGGUGACCACAGUGCCCCUAGGGGCCAGCGAAGAGCCGCAGAGCAGGUCCCUGAAAAGGAAGCGCCUAGAGGACGACGGCGACCCGUUCAGCUACGAGAACCGGCAGUUUCCCCAGUUGGGCCCCGGGGGUCCGGCCUGGGGCUGCCGUCCACUCGAGUGGCGGGUCCAGGACCAGCGUGUGGCCUCUAAGCUGCAGUCCACGGUUCAGCAGAGCUCGAUGAGGACCGUGAACAUAGAGGUGGAGACGCCACUCGGGUCGCCGUGGUCCGCCGUCCCCGGGCACCACUCCACCGUCACCGCCGUCGACGCGGCCGAGUCCAGCGUGCUGACCCGAGAGUCCCGCGUGCAAGUGGUACCGGGACCGAGCGCCGUCGCCCCGCUGCAGUACAGCCAGAGCAGCGUGUCAUCCACUAAACUCAGCAAGCAGAUACUGAGAGAAUGUUCCGGAAAGUUGUGGAUCCUGGAGAACUACCGGCACAGCACCGGUGGAGGGCUGCGGCUUCAUGGUCAGCCGGAAAUGACUGGUGCCCCGCAGAUGCGGGCAGCAGGGGAUGCGACCCCACUGGGAAGCGUGGGGAGUGUUUCUGACAGGAAGAGGCCCGGGGCGACGUCCUCCAGCUCUGAGCCGCGCCCUGCAAAGGUGCUGGUGCUCGACUCUGGAGCCACGGAGGUGAGUUCACCUGGGGGCAGCGCGGUUAAAGACACUGGAGGACAGAACGAGAAGCUGCUCUGAUGGACCCGGACUCCGCCCCCCGAAGACGGGCCAACGGCAGGCAGGGGCUCGAUCUGGAACUGCGCUCGAACCGCACGCGCGAAGAGCAGAAGAGUUAAUUGUGUCUUUUUGUUUUCUGACUUUAAUGAAAACGUUUUGAUUAAUAAAUGUUGUUUUGGGACCCAAA
This is a messenger RNA of Scleropages formosus (Asian bonytongue), 7117 nucleotides long. RefSeq lists its product as uncharacterized. Gene Ontology annotation, molecular function: single-stranded RNA binding; double-stranded RNA binding. Gene Ontology annotation, cellular component: precatalytic spliceosome. Lineage: Eukaryota; Metazoa; Chordata; Actinopteri; Osteoglossiformes; Osteoglossidae. The record is from RefSeq and is a predicted model, not a curated record. The transcript is spliced from 54 exons. The coding region runs from base 604 to 6951 and encodes 2115 amino acids.